ACUUUUGAUACUACAAAAAUAGAAGCGAAAGAAGCGCGUAUUCGGAGGCGUAAAUGGAAGCCCCUUUCUUUGCCUUCACACCAAACCAGUAAUCCAAUUUAUAUUUACCACACUUAUGAAUUAAUCUGAUAAAAUUUGUCCUUUUUUUCUUCUCAUUUCUAACAUCUCAACCAUGAACAACGAUAACAACACCCAUUAUCCCGACUCCGAGCGCCCUGUCCGCGUCUACGCUGAUGGGAUCUACGAUCUUUUCCACUUCGGCCAUGCUCGCUCCCUCGAACAAGCCAAGAAAUCGUUUCCCAAUACAUAUUUAUUGGUUGGAUGUUGCAAUGAUGAAACAACCCACAAGUAUAAAGGUAAAACUGUUAUGACCGAAGCAGAGCGCUAUGAAUCCCUUCGCCAUUGCAGGUGGGUUGAUGAAGUCAUUCCUGAUGCACCGUGGGUUAUCAAUCAAGAAUUUCUUGAUGCAUACAAUAUUGACUAUGUGGCUCAUGAUUCCCUUCCCUAUGCUGAUGCCAGUGGGGCUGCGAAUGAUGUGUAUGAGUUUGUUAAAGCUGCCGGAAAGUUCAAGGAAACUCAACGAACCGAAGGGAUUUCAACGUCAGAUAUUAUAAUGAGAAUUAUUAAAGAUUAUAACCAGUAUGUGAUACGUAACUUGGACCGUGGAUAUUCGAGGAAAGAUCUUGGAGUUAGCUUUGUAAAGGAAAAGAGAUUGAGAGUGAACAUGAGAUUGAAGAAACUACGUGAAAAAGUAAAGGAACACCAAGAAAGGGUAGGAGAAAAGAUACAAACUGUUGCUAUGCAUCGUAACGAGUGGGUGGGAAACGCUGACCGCUGGGUUGCCGGAUGUAAUGAGUUGGUGGAAAAUGCUGAUCGCUGGCUUGCCGGAUUUCUUGAGGUGUUCGAAGAAGGUUUCCACAAAAUGGGCGCUGCAAUCAGAGAACGAAUAGCAGAACAUUUGAUGAGGCAACAAUCAAGGGAUUCUGCAUUUUUGCUGGAACUUAGUGAUGAAGAUGAAGAUGAGGAAUAUUAUUAUGAUGAAGAUGAAGAAGAAGCUGACGGUGAUAAUGAUAAUGAGGAAUACUACGACGACGAUGAAUAUUAUGACCAGAAAGACAGAAAAAAUGAAAAAAAGGAAGAAGAAAAAGAAGAAGAAAACAAACAAACUAUUGCUUCUCCAGUUUACCUACUGUAGGGUUUGAGUGGAAAAGCUUCAACCUGUAAUUUUGUUUAUUCAUAUCAUACCUGAAAAUGUUGUUCCCAUUGAUGCUUCUUUUUUGCCUUGGUAAGAUGCAAGGGCUUGUACAACUUUCUUUUUAUCACUGUGUAGGAGUUUUUUGAAGAAAAAUUUAUAGUUCGGGGAGAUAUAAGAUGUUGCAAAUAUUCAAUUUCUGACUUUAAUUUUUUUUUUAAAUGAUGAUACGAAUUAAUUGGAUUAAA
Molecule: messenger RNA, 1440 nt
Organism: Gossypium arboreum
Lineage: Eukaryota; Viridiplantae; Streptophyta; Magnoliopsida; Malvales; Malvaceae
Product: choline-phosphate cytidylyltransferase 1
Exons: 8
Coding region: 173-1195 (340 amino acids)
Biological process (GO): CDP-choline pathway
Molecular function (GO): phosphatidylcholine binding; choline-phosphate cytidylyltransferase activity
Source: RefSeq, a predicted model, not a curated record